GAGAGUGAGACAAAGAAGGAGCAGGGGGCUGUCCUUACUUGCUCUUCAGUGUGAGGACUGGAUGUGGGAGGAGGCAGAGGGAGAACAGGAGAAAGAAGGGGACAAGAAAGGAAAAAGAGCAAGCAGGGAGUAAAGCAGUAUGUUUGGUGUGUAAGGAGAUAAACACACAUCUGAACGUGUGUGAGUGUUUUGCAUAUUGCAGUCUCUAGCUUCCUCUCUUCUCUACUCCUGUGCUGCACAACCUGAGGCUGAGGGACCAUGCAGCAGGGGUGGACACUUCCCUGGCUCGCUGCUCUCCUGCUGGGGCUGAUGGGGCUCCUGGUGUGCGGCUCAGACUUCCAGCAUCACCGCUACGAGGACAUGGUGCGAGCCCUGUUUGCAGUGCAGAGCGAAUGCCCUUACAUUACGCGCAUUUACAGCAUCGGGCGCAGCGUAGAGGGGCGCCACCUCUACGUGCUGGAGUUCAGUGAUAACCCGGGCAUCCAUGAAGCAUUGGAGCCAGAGUUCAAGUACGUGGGCAACAUGCACGGCAACGAAGUGCUUGGCCGUGAGCUGCUCAUUAAGUUCUCCCAGUUUCUCUGUGAGGAGUAUCGAGCAGGAAACCAGAGGAUCAUGAGGCUGAUCCACGACACUCGCAUCCACAUCCUGCCCUCUAUGAACCCUGAUGGCUACGAGGUGGCUGCCAGACAGGGUCCAGAGUUCAACGGCUACCUGGUGGGUCGAGGGAACUCCAGAGAAAUCGAUCUGAACCGGAACUUUCCAGAUUUGAAUGCACUCAUGUACUACUACGAGAAGACCAACGGACGAAACCACCACCUGCCCCUGCCUGACAACUGGGAGCAACAGGUUGAACCAGAGACUUUGGCAGUCAUCAAAUGGAUGCAAAACUACAAUUUUGUCCUGUCAGCCAACCUCCACGGAGGUGCUGUAGUAGCCAAUUACCCUUUUGACAAGUCGAGAGACCCCCGCAUUCGAGGGAGGACCACAUAUGCAGCCACUCCAGAUGACAAACUUUUCAGAAAGUUGGCGAGGACCUACUCGUAUGCUCACAGCUGGAUGCACAAGGGUUGGAACUGUGGGGACUUCUUUGAUGAGGGGAUCACCAAUGGGGCCAGCUGGUACUCUCUGUCCAAAGGCAUGCAGGACUUCAACUACUUAUACACCAACUGUUUUGAGAUUACCUUGGAGCUGAGUUGUGAUAAGUUUCCUCCAGCAUCAGCACUGCCCAGAGAAUGGCUGGGCAACCGAGAAGCACUGGUUUCAUACCUUGAACAGGUACAUCAUGGGAUAAAAGGCAUGGUGUAUGAUGAGAACAACAACCCUAUCGGCAACGCUGAGAUCUCAGUGGCUGGCAUCAACCACGAUGUGACCAGCGGAGUGGAUGGCGACUAUUUCAGACUUCUGUUACCAGGUACCUACACUGUGACGGCUUCUGCCCCAGGUUACAACCCCUUCACCAGCACUGUCACGGUGGGACCAGCUGAGGCCAUACAGCUUAAUUUUUACUUGAAAACGGCGCCAAAACAAAACCUGAAAGGGAAGCCACACAACGGCAAAAAGAACCUCUCGUCUCCCAAGGCCCCCUUAAAACUCGGCCCUAGAUGAGACAUGGACAAUAAUUUAGACAAUAUGUACACACACACUGAAAAUCUCAUGUAAAACGUACACAUACACUCGUACACAUGCAAAUUAUGGAAAUGAUAAUUGACCAUAAUAUAUGUAUGUAAUUUGUAGUCCUAUGAUUAUGUAUUUCAAAUGUUUGUUUUUCUGUGUUUUUUGUUGGUAAAUAUAAACUGUGUGUCUGUAUUAAGGAAAUGUUGCAAAGCCGGUGUAUUUAUGUAACAGUGUUGAUUUGUAUGAACACAGCAAUCCUGGAUUUGUAAGGGGCCUUUUUUGAUUUUGAUCGCUGUAAAUUGAUGAGAAUCAGAAGUGAAAAUAAAGUGUGUUUUUCUCUCUUUA
This is a messenger RNA of Scatophagus argus, 1959 nucleotides long. It is a transcript of the gene cpn1, whose product is annotated as carboxypeptidase N, polypeptide 1. NCBI's taxonomy places the organism in Eukaryota, Metazoa, Chordata, Actinopteri, Scatophagidae. The transcript is spliced from 9 exons. Gene Ontology annotation, molecular function: zinc ion binding; metallocarboxypeptidase activity. Gene Ontology annotation, biological process: proteolysis. Bases 259 to 1605 code for a protein of 448 amino acids. The record is from RefSeq and is a predicted model, not a curated record.